UGAAAAGUUUUAGUUCAGUUCCAGUUCGAGUUGUGUUCAGUACGACGGCAGCGUGCAACGUGCACAGUUUGGCAACUCCGGAGAGGAAAAAGUUAUUUGAGCAUAAAGCAAAUCAAGUGUAUAAAACUAUAAAACAGUUCAAUUUAGUGACAGUUGUGUUUAUAUACGAACGGCAAACUAACCGACAACAGUUGUCGUGUGUUUCAAUUGAGUACUGUUUAUAUUCGCGAACUUAAUUAGAGUGAAAAUAUCGCAUGUGACCGUAAACAAAUUCAAAACCAAUAAAUCUGCAAUUUCGAAGAUAUCCUUUAAAGGAUUUUCAAUUAAGUGGUAAAGCAUUAUAACUGUUAAUAUAGAGCAAACGUAGCAGCAGCAACAACAACAAGCACAGCAAAUAAGGCAAACUUCACGACUGCCAAAACCGCUGCCCUCUCUAGCACUACAUCAUCGCGCAGCACCAAGCACCCAUACAUACAUACCGUUAACUCGCACUCGCACACCCGAGCACGCCAGCACUUCAUUGAGCACAACAAAAUGCGAAGUUGCCAUUUAAUUGCGCUGUCGAUUGGCGUCUGUGUGGCAGCACUGGCGCUCAUACCAGCCACCGUGUGCGCCACGACAGAGGUACAGGAGACGCCAUUGGCGUUGCCCGUCGCCGAACAGACACAACCGACCACGGCUACACCGGGUGAAAUUUGGGAGGAGGACGAUCAUGAGAUUUUGAUACGCAACGAACGCGGCACAAAGAGCGAUGGUCUCUCCUGUCGUUAUGGCAAAAAUCCAUGGACUGAAUGCGACCAGAAGACCAACACACGCUCACGAACGUUGACAUUGAAGAAGGGCGAUCCGGCAUGCGAUCAAACGCGAACCAUACAAAAGAAAUGCAAAAAAGCUUGCCGAUAUGAGAAGGGUUCCUGGUCUGAGUGUGCCACUGGUCAAAUGACACGCGCUGAUAAAUUAAAGGCGACCAGCGAUCCAUCGUGCGAAGCAACACGUGUCAUUAAGAAGAAUUGCAAACCCGGCAAGUCCAAGGACAAGAGCGCCAAGGAGCAACGCAAGAAUAAGGAUAAAGGUGUACGCAAAGCACGCGCCUAAUUCUCCAACAGCACACUACAAACCCAGCGAACUGUUUCAAUUUGAAUUCAAAAACAAAAACAAAAACAACAAUUGAAUUGAUUGAAACACAAUGCAGAAAACACACACAUGAAAACCGCAUGCAACAACGCCACAUACACAAACAACAACAACAACAGCAGCAAAAAUGAAUGCAACAUCAACCAAUGAAAAACACUACUAACUGACAGACUUCUUACAAACAAACACAAAAACA
Molecule: messenger RNA, 1330 nt
Organism: Zeugodacus cucurbitae (melon fly)
Lineage: Eukaryota; Metazoa; Arthropoda; Insecta; Diptera; Tephritidae
Exons: 6
Coding region: 535-1095 (186 amino acids)
Biological process (GO): mesoderm morphogenesis
Cellular component (GO): extracellular region
Molecular function (GO): heparin binding; growth factor activity
Source: RefSeq, a predicted model, not a curated record